GGUUGGCUGGGGGCCUGGCACCACUGCGUCUGGAUGGGCGGCGACCUGCUCUCCAUCACCUCCUCGGCCGAGGAGGACUUUGUGAAGGGCACCAUGGGCGAGGACACCCCCUUCUGGCUGGGACUCUCCAACCAGAAAUGCGACAAGUUCUGGUGUCGCUUUGAAGACGGGAGCCAGAAUCUGACCUGGUCCGAUGGCGAGACAAUGAAUCACACCAACUGGGCCUCAAAUCAACUCGAAAGCGCCGACGUUGCAUCCUGCGCCUACGUCAACCAAGGGGGAAGGGGUGAGCCCGGCAAGUGGCGGUCUGGCUCCUGUCUUUCCUCGUUGGCCUACAUGUGCAAACGGCCGCUGAGUAAGCCUGCACGUUUGUAAUCAGGUUGACUUUGA
Molecule: messenger RNA, 390 nt
Organism: Syngnathus acus (greater pipefish)
Lineage: Eukaryota; Metazoa; Chordata; Actinopteri; Syngnathiformes; Syngnathidae
Product: lymphocyte antigen 75-like
Exons: 3
Coding region: 34-375 (113 amino acids)
Molecular function (GO): signaling receptor activity
Source: RefSeq, a predicted model, not a curated record